GAGAUCGGUUGUCAAAAAUAUUAUGUGAUAUUAAUAUAAUGUCUUCUUAAGUCUAAGAUUUUAUUUAACGUGACGUCAGUUCUUUUAAUAAGUUAUACGUGUAUAUACAAAAUGGACAAAGAUAUGUAUUAUUAUUCAGACGCGAUAUUUCAACUGGAGAUAAAUCUUCAUAACGUCAGAAAAGAAUUGAUAUCAAUGCUCGAUUACUUCGAACAAGCAGACUGCUUGGAGUGUUAUCAACUAAAAUGCAAAUGCAUAAAUGAAACCAAAUCUGAAAGCGGAAAAAGCGAUGCAAUUUUAAUUGAUUCCAUCGAUAAGGAAGAAACAAAAGCGCCUCCAGCUGCUUCGUUACCAAAACCGAAAUUCGAUGUACCGAGCGACGAAGAGAGUCCCGGGCCUUCGACACCAGAGAAAGUAACACAAGAUAUAGAAGCUUGGAUUGAUGCGUCGAAGAAGGUCGAAGAUGGUGAAGAACACGUGAUCGUUAAAGAGACACCUCUACUCUCCUUAACCGAAAAUCUCCUUCUAGUCGAUAAGCAGAAGAAACCACAAGUGGCAAUCAAUUACGUCAGCAACGGAAGUGUGGUCGAGGCAUUUUUCAAAUAUUUCAAAGUACCAUCGAACACCGCUGUGACUUACGUGUCUGCGAAGUUAGCAGCGGCUUGCAGCAACUCCGUUAAACAAAAUUACACGUACUUUUAAUGUAGCCGCUAGGAGCGGUCCCUCACUCUCGUUUGUCUGUUAUGUAAUAGUUUAGAAUCGAGCAUAUAAUAAGUGAGUGAGAAAACCCGAGCAUUACAGCGUAACCUGUAAUGUUACAUUUUUACAUUACAUUACAUUACAGGCUCGUCAGUACGUCAGACAGAACUGUAACGUAAUGCUCAAGAUCGAUUAUAGAUUGUUACAGAACAGACAGCUUGAGGGACCGCACUAAUCAUCAAUGAACUAUUCGAUUUUUUAAUAUCCUUUAAUUUUAAGUAUUUUAAUAAUUAAUUUUUAAUUUAAUUAAAAGCAAUCAGAAUUAUCAAUAUUAUACGUAUAUGCAACGAAUAUUUGCAGACAGAUAUGUUAUUUUUAAGUACUACAAAUGUAGUGAUCAAUUGUAACAAUUAUUUUACUAAUGCUAUUUAUAAUACAUCAAUAAAUCUUGACUUUGGUUAGUAACAUUUUGAGUUAUUUAAUUGACUCAAAAAUCUUCGAUACGUAACGAAGUAUUGUUACUGUUUAAGAGGACUUUUUUUAAUGAAUUUGACUAACAUUUCUGCGAUAAAUAUUAUAAAGGGAAAGAGAAAAUGUAAAUUCAAAUAUAUUUAUUGCAAUAUUGAGAAGUAACGAAUUCAAUUAAGUAUAGUUUAAGUCGAUACAGUACUGUUUUACUUUCAAAGUAAAAGUUUAAUACUUAUAAAUAUACAAAUAUAC
Messenger RNA from Vanessa atalanta (red admiral), 1419 nucleotides. RefSeq lists its product as uncharacterized. The transcript is spliced from 2 exons. NCBI's taxonomy places the organism in Eukaryota, Metazoa, Arthropoda, Insecta, Lepidoptera, Nymphalidae. The record is from RefSeq and is a predicted model, not a curated record. The coding region runs from base 112 to 702 and encodes 196 amino acids.